Messenger RNA from Corylus avellana, 1874 nucleotides. RefSeq names its product protein RMD5 homolog. Gene Ontology annotation, cellular component: cytoplasm; nucleus; GID complex. Gene Ontology annotation, molecular function: ubiquitin protein ligase activity. NCBI's taxonomy places the organism in Eukaryota, Viridiplantae, Streptophyta, Magnoliopsida, Fagales, Betulaceae. Gene Ontology annotation, biological process: proteasome-mediated ubiquitin-dependent protein catabolic process. The record is from RefSeq and is a predicted model, not a curated record.
CUGGCGCAAGGCAAUAUUUACACGUGCGCUCGCCACUUUCCCGAUUUUCUCAGAAACUCGCACGCUUGUGCUCUCUCUCUCUCUCGCUCGCUCGCUCUCGCUGUCGCGCUGCUAGUGCUCGAGCAAAUAGCCUCUCUUCUACAAGGACAGUCGCAUUUGUGAACACAACCUUUUUGGAGCCUUUUUGAGCUCACUGGAGCUUGUUAGUUGAACUGAAAGAUGGAGCUAGAUAUCAUCAAAGAUGCAUUUGACCGUAUUUCUAAGAAGCAAAAGUUAUCUUCUUCUAAAUCCCAAGAAGUUAUUGACCUAGUUGGCCUUGAAGUUGAACAGGCAUUGGGAAAAUUCCAGUCAGCUCAUGACCCCACCUCCCCUGUUGAUCAGAAGUCCGUACUCACAGAUCUUAAACUAAAGCUCAAUGCAAUUGGUCCUCUCCACCAGUUAGAAGGGUCACAGAAGGAACUAAACUUAAAUCUUAGCAAGUACCAGAAACUACUUGAAAAAUUCUUGAAUCCUGACAUAUCAAAGGCAUAUAGAAAUGUGGACUUCGACUUCCACAUUGUGAAUCAGAUUGUUGCAGUCCAUUUCUACCGGCAAGGUUUGUUUGAUCUUGGCGAUAGCUUAUUAAAUGAAGCUGGAGAACCAGAGGCAACUGCAUUAAAAUCUCAAUUCUUGGAUUUGCAUCAGAUAAUUGAGGCUGUAAGAGUUAGGAACCUUGAGCCUGCUCUGAAGUGGGCCUGUACAAACCGCGAGAAGCUCAAGCAGAAUAGUUCAAAUGUUGAGCUUAAACUUCACAGGCUGCAGUUUGUGGAGAUUUUACAGAAAGGGACCCGAACCGAUGCUCUUAACUAUGCCAGAGCUUACCUUACUCCAUUUGCUUCCCUUCACAUGGAGGAGAUACAGAAGCUUAUGGCUUGCCUCUUGUGGGCAGGAAGGCUUGACAGAUCCCCAUAUCACGAGAUGACUUCUCCAACCCAUUGGGAUAAUUUGACUGAAGAGCUGACCCAGGAAUUCUGCAGUCUCUUGGGGCAGUCCUAUGUGAGCCCGUUGAGCGUGGCAAUAGCGGCUGGGGUUGAAGGGUUGCCUACUCUUUUAAAGCUAUCAAAUGUAAUGUCUGCAAAGAAGCAGGAAUGGCUGGCAAUGAAACAGCUUCCAGUGCCAGUUGAGUUGGGGAAGGAGUUUCAGUUUCAUUCGAUAUUUGUUUGUCCUGUGAGUAGGGAUCAAGGCAGUGAAGAGAAUCCUCCAAUGCUGAUGCCUUGCUUGCAUGUUCUUUGCAAGCAAUCAAUCAUGAAGCUGUCAAAAAGUAGCACACGGACAUUUAAGUGCCCAUAUUGUCCAGCAGAGGUUUCAUUCGCACAGUGCAGGCAGCUGUAUUUCUGAUGUGAGUUUGUGAAUUCCUCUCUCUCUCUUCUCUCUCGGACUUAAAUGCUGUGUUUGGUAAUGGCUGGUAGUGCAUUUACUAUUGUGUAUAUAGAAAUUCUUUCUAGAUUCCUUUAUGGUUGUUGAAAAACUAAUUAGUUAUACAAUAAUUUAGACAAGUUGUUCAUACAUUAUUAUUAUAGUGAGGUGAUGACCUUGCCUUGGACCACUGAUAUCAUCCUCUCUCCAUUGGACAAAGGUCAAAAAGGAAGACAUGCAACAACUUUCAGGUGAAACAUGCUGAUUGAUUCGGAGAUUGCCUUUGUUGUUUCCUCUCUUUUCAAGUUUCAUCUAUUCAAAAUUCUUCUCUAAUCUAUUCUGUGGUAGCCGAUUCUGAAUAUUGAAGUCCUUAAUGCCUGUAAUUAGAUCAUUUAAGCUUUUCAUCGGGUUAAACACUGUCAAACCCGGUAGACAUUUUAUGACACAUUCAACCUGGUCCAUUGGCUUAGUUGGAGUAA